Molecule: messenger RNA, 1043 nt
Organism: Brachypodium distachyon (stiff brome)
Lineage: Eukaryota; Viridiplantae; Streptophyta; Magnoliopsida; Poales; Poaceae
Exons: 2
Coding region: 296-697 (133 amino acids)
Source: RefSeq, a predicted model, not a curated record
CAACCUCAGCACAGGAACAAAAGAAAAUAUAAUCAAGAAGCAGUUGCAUUUAUUACUUACUGAUGAUGAAGGGGCAGAAGAAAAGCUUAAGAGUUACGGCUGGGAAAGCACUGGCAUUUCUAUCCAAGACAGAACUACUAUCCACAACAGGAACUAUGUCCAUGUUUAUAAUGAGCAAAUAGAGUAACAUCAUUGAUCACAUCACCGAAUUGCUUGAUUCUAAGAAUAAGAUCAUAUACAGAACAAUAGCAGCAAGCAUGUUGGAGAAUUUGUGUACUCAGUUACUCACCAUACAAUGGACAAGGAAAAUGUGAAGAACACCUUAUUGCGAAAGAUCCUUGCAGAAAUAAUGACCAGCAAAAGAGAACCCCCAAAUAAAGCAUCUCAAAGCAAUAUGUCUGCACCAGGAGACAACACAAAAAGCCAGGAAAAUCCUGCAACAGGUGAUGAAGAGAACCAACUCUCAAUAGAUAGCAGCCAGAUCAAGUCACCUGGUCGAGCCAAUGAGGAGCAAACUGCUAGGUCAGGGUUGCAGGAGGCACUCCUAUCCCUUACUUCGGUGAUAUGUGACAAACUGAUAAUCAGUGCAGAUGACUUUGAUGAUGCAGCUCGAAAGAUUGCCCCAGGGGAGGGUGAAUUUGUGAGAAAACUCAAGGAUAUAGUAGAUACAAAUUGCCGGCCACACCAGACUGUUUAAGAAUUGUCAAGCUUUGUGGCCAGAUUGCUGUAUGAAUGAUGCGGCGUGGCCAGUACACCACACACUUCAAGGAUCAGAAAUUUACAGAGUCACUCUCCAAGGCUUCAGAGAUUAUGUCUAACCUUGAAAGCUGUAUGCUCUUUGCAGGGACUGAUUGCGGCGUAAAAAAUAAGGCCAGGCCUCUUCUUUGGGACAUCGCGAAAGAAGCACUCGAGUUGGUUGGUCAGAACGUGUAACCGUGAUUUCUACCCUUGUGCUAUGUGGCACUAUUUCUCGCUUUCAUUACAAAACACUAUAGUGUAUUAAUGGAUUUGAAUCGAUUUUAUGGAACUUGUAAUGCUACCCU